AUGAGCUGCUCCUUCUGCGACUGCCCGGAGGGGUGGGAAGGGGUCGACUGCGGGCGGUGCUCCAGCGUUUCCGUCUGUCCGGACAAGACCAUCAACGGAACUCUUGUGUCGGCGACCAACUGCAGCUCCUCCUCUCUCAUCCCUACGGCCGAGGAGUCUCAACAAGAGAACGGAAAGGUUUUAUCUUGUUCGUUGGGUGGCGGCGGCGACGCCUUCACUGCUGCCCUGCGCGAGUUGCAGCCGGACACGUGGGUGGAGUUCACGAUCAAGGGAUCCGGGACGGCUGAGUCUCUCGCCGUCAUGACCUUCACAGGUGAUUUUUUUCCACAAGGCUACCAAGACACUGCUGGUGACGGACUGUGUGAUCUGCAUCCCGAGAGAUCCCCCAGCAAUCAUCGGGGUCGAGGGUCUUCUGCAGGCCGCGGCCGACGAGGGAGAAGAGCCCAGACCAGAUUCUCCGGAGAACCGAAGACAGGGGUGGGCGAAGAUGUGCCUCCAGGUGCUAUUUUUAGGCCCGGCGCUGCCCUCGACCUUCGGCGUGGUCUCCGAGAAGCUCGUCGUGUCGCCGGUUCUCCGAACGCUCACGCUCAAGAGUUUGCCGGCACGGAGACGAUGAUCCGGGAAGCCUGGCCCGGGGAGCAUGAUUUCUACUAUCCGGUUAUCUACGAAGGGGCGGCUACCGACUGUACGGUUAGUGGAGGGCCGUGUCUUCCCGUUGCGGACACCGAUAUCGGCGAACAGACGUGCAUUCGGUACGACUGCGAGGACACGCAAGGGAGUUGCCCGCCCGAGGGGUAUCCGGUCUGUGACGGCUUCCCGGAGUGCGUCAGCGAUUCCGGAGAUGAGUAUCAGGUGCACACGUGCACCGGAGCUCCGGCCAGCGACAAGGCGUUGACCAUCGCUUGCCAAGACCAGCAGGUUGACGGGACCUACAUCUGCUGGUACCAGCAGCCCGGAGAGUUCGCACCGCUCUCGUUGACCUGCUCCGUAGGAUCCUGCCUCUACGAGGGAGGCGAGGAGGUGCCGAUCGAGGACACGGUGGUGGAAGAACCGCCCCUGGGCACGUCGGAGCAGUCGAUCAUCCUCAUCGCCGGAGCGCUGUUGCUCCUGCUCCUGUUCUGCCUGUUCGCCCUCGCCACAGACUGGGGCUCCGCGCGGAAGGACUCGAAGAGCUGCUGCUUUUCCAAGUCCAGGAACGUCGGGGGGUGGGAGGGGGGACCGGCGAUAGGAGGAGUCGCUGCUAGCAGCAGCGCGGCGUUUGGCGGCGAGCAGAAGGCUGCCGCCGGUGAUGAUGAUGGCGUGGCGGUGGCGGCGGCGGGGGCAGCGGUGGCUGGAGUCGGGGUGCCCCCGGCCGCCCCAACCCCGGCGCCGUCGCCGGCCGUGCUGGAGUGGAAGAACCUGAGCUACUCGGUGGCGGUCAAGACCCGCGGCAGCGACAGCGGAGGAGGAGGCGUUUUCGCCGCUCUUGCCAGCGGGUGCCGUUACCCCGAGCUGCCGGUGUUGUCCCGGGUGUCGGGAUUUGCCGGACCGACCGCCGCAGCUGGGACGUAUCCAGGCGGCGACGGCGCCGCCUCUUCCGUUGUCAGCGGUGGGAGGCCGCUAUCGAUGUCUUCGAACUUGUCGGGCGCAUUCUUGGACGGAAGGGCCGGGUUCCCCGCCCGUUCGGCUUCUGCUACCUCGACGGACGUUGCCGUCGCCGAUACCGGAGCAGCAGCAGCGGCGGCGGCGGCGGCGUUCUCCGGCAACCAGCCGGCAGGCUGCUGGGCAACAACAACAACAAGCACGCUCACCGGUAUCCUGGGGCCUUCGGGGGCAGGAAAGUCUUCCCUGCUGGACAUCCUCGCCGGACGCAAGCGGUCCGGCGAGGGCCGCGCGUCGGGCCACGUUUCCGUGAGCCUGGACGGCCGGGGGGGGCGAGGGGGCCCCGAAGACAUCAGACGGGUGGCCGGGUACGUACCCCAGGAGGACGUCCUCCCGGGGACCCUGACCUGCUACGAGCACCUCAUGUUCCACGCUAGGUUGAGGAUGCCGAGGAAAGCCAGCCACGCGGAGCGGCGGGAGCGGGCGCUGGCGGUGCUGGCGGAGCUGGGGCUUAGCCGCGUCGCGGACUCGCGCGUCGGGGACGCCCGGAAGAGGGGGCUGUCUGGAGGGGAGAAGAGGAGGCUGUCGAUCGCGGCGGAGCUGAUGGCGGGACCGCCGUUGCUGUUCCUGGACGAGCCCACGACGGGGUUGGAUGCCGCCACUGCCCUUAGGGUGAUGGUUCUCCUUAGGGGGGUCGCCUCCCGGGGCACUACGGUCUUGUGCAGCCUCCACCAGCCGCGUCCCCGGGUGCUCAACCUCCUGGACAACGUCAUGCUCCUGUCCCGCGGCAAGGUGGCCUACUUCGGCAGCCCGCAGGGGUCCGAGUCCUACUUCUCGUCCGUGGGGCGGCCGUUCCCCGCCGAGCAGCCUCACCCGGCCGACGCCAUGCUCACGCUCUGCUGCAGGGAGGACGGCGGGGCUCUCCCGGCCCUGUUCGAGCGGUGCGCCUUCGUGGAGAACGGUGUCUACUGCGUGCCGUCGGCGGCGACCGCGGCGUUUCUUAGGGCCGGCGAAGGUGGUUGUGUUGGUGGCGCGGAGGAACCCGGGAGCGGGAUGUCUUCCAGCCGGCAGUCUUUACGUCGGGACGGUAGCCAGCACAGGGACUUGGAGGCGCAGAGCGUGGCCGGAGCGGCGGGGGGGCGCCAGGAUGAUGAGGAAGAGGAAGAGGAGGCGCCGUGGCUGGAUUGCUGCGCGGAGGGUAAGGACAGGCGGCGGCGCACCCCCACCGCGGGCUUCCUGGUCCAGACGGAGGCGCUGUGCAGGAGGCUCUUGCUGCGCGCGGCGAGGCACCCGCUGCUGCUGCUGCUCCACUUCGGCGGGGCCGUGGCCAUGGCGGCGUGCCUCGGCACCAUCUUCCAGGGGAGGCUGGGGUUCACGCUGGACGGGGCGCAAAGCAGGUUCGGAGUCCUGUUCUUCCUGCUCCUGUACCUCUCCCUUCUUUCCCUCACGUCGCUGCCGGUGUGGCGGGAAGACCGAAGACUCUUCCUCUCCGAGUCCAUGGGGGGAGCGUACGGCCACUUCCCCUACUUCCUGUCCGUAGCCCUCGCCGACGUCCUGCUGGUGCGGGUGGUCCCGCCGCUGGCGUUCGCGGUGCUGGCGUACCCGCUCAUGGGCCUCAACGACUACGGAGAUGGGAAGUGGACCCUCGUUUGGUUCUCCGUUAUUUUGGUGCUAGCUAACGUGGCCGUGGCCCUGGCGGCGAUGGGCAUCGGAGCCCUUGGCCUGGCCCUCGACCUCUCCAACAUUCUGGGGGGAUCGAUGGUGCUGAUCUUCGCCCUCUUCAGCCGCUUCUUGCUCAACGGGAGUCGCAUUCCCGAUCGUUGGCAGUGGCUGAGCAAGGUGACCCCCCUGGGGCACGCGUACGAGUCGCUUCUGGUGAACGAGUUCAACGAUCCCUUUGGCGCGAGACAGUACACCAUCGUGGCCGAGAGAUGCUCCCCAGAGCUGCCCGAUAUCACGCCCCUGGGAUCGACCAUCCUCGAAACCUUCAACUUCGACCCGUCCCUCUCCAACAUGCGCGAGGGCGUGGCGACGCUCUCGGUGAUAGCGCUGGCCUUUGGGGUGUUGAGCUUCUUGCUUUUCUACGUCUUCACAAGGACGAGCCCCCUGCGCCUGCGCAAGUCGGACGGCGGCAGGCGGCGGAGCUCCUUCCGCCCGCUCUCGGCCACCUUCGGAGGAAACCCCUCCCUCGGCGACGCUACCACCACCAGCAACUCCUCCUCCAACCUCCUGCACGCCCCCGUAACAGCGACGGCAGCAGCCGCUGGCGCAAAGUCCACCGGACCGAACGGGAACGGUGUGGCGGCGGGGUCGGCCGCUGUCUCGUCGCAGGACGCGGCAGAGAAUCACGGCAUUCCUCCUAGCGGUGGCGGCGACGGCGGCAGCGGUGCGGCAUCGCUAUCCGCGGGGGGCGGAGGUCGUAACAACGGCGGCGACAUCGUCCAGCCGAUCUUGCUGUCGUGGGAAGACAUCGGUGUGCCCCUACCCGGAGGCGGUAAGGGCGGGGCCCCCGCUGCCGCCGCCAUCUUGAACGGCGUCUCGGGGUUCGCUGGUCCCGGCACCGCAGCUAGUAACGGGAACGCUUCUCCCUCCGCCGCCGCUCCGGCAUGGUCCGGCAGCGUUACCGCCAUCAUGGGCCCCUCCGGCGCGGGGAAGACGACCCUCUUGAACGUUUUGGCCGGACGGAUGCAUCGCCUCGGGAAAAAGAACAACGGCGGCCGUGUCACCGGAGCCGUCCGGAUCAACGGCAGGGCGGUGACGGCCGCGGAGGUCCGCGGCGUCUCCGGCUACGUUACCCAGGAGGACGUGCUUCCCGAGACACUGACCUGCUUCGAGCACCUCAUGUUCCACGCCGAGCUGAGAAUGUCGACGCCGGAGGGGGUGACGGGGGCCUGCGGGUGCGGGGGUGGGGGUGGGCGGCGACGUCAUCGGGCCUCGCAGGAGGAUAGAAAGCAUCGAGUGCUGCAGGUGCUCCGAGAGUUACGGCUAGAGGACGUUCGUGACUCUCGCAUCGGAGGCGGACUGUCGCGGGGUAUCUCUGGGGGAGAAAAGCGGCGCCUCUCGAUAGCCACGGAGCUCCUGACCUGCCCGGGCCUUCUGUUCCUCGACGAGCCCACGACGGGACUAGAUGCCUCCACGGCGCUGACGACGAUGCAGCUCCUCUCCGACCUGACCUCCUCCCGGGGCAUGACCGUGCUCUGCAGCCUUCACCAGCCCCGACCCCAGGUCUACGACUCCCUCGACCGCGUCCUCCUCGUCUCCCGAGGCUCCAUCUCCUUCUUCGGGCCGCCGGCAUCGACGCAGGCUUACUUCGCAUCCCUGGGGCGCCCUCUUUGGGGGGGGGGGGGCGAGGUUGGGGCAAGGGACGGAGCGGUGGGUCUGGCGGACGCUAUGCUGGACGUCGUUGGUGACGCGGAAAUAGCGGAGGACAGUGGGAAAGGCGGAGCAGGGGGACUGCUGGUGGUUAUGCCUCGCGAGGAGCUGGUGGCGAAGGUCCGAUGCGCCGAGUCCGCGGCCCCGCCAUCGUUAGGACAGAAGCUUCUCGCUUGGGCCCCGCCGGUCACCACCCAGCUGCGAGCGCUAAUGGGCCGCGCCGUUCGCGACGUCGCCCGCGACCCCUACCUGGCGACGCUGCACUUGGUGCUGACGCCCUUGGUCGGACUGCUCGUGGGUUCGCUGUUCGGCGACUUGAGGCGUGACAACGACCAGACCGCGGGGAUACAGGGCCGCCUGGGAGUGAUCUUCUUCCUCCUCCUCCUCCUCUCCUUCCUCUGCCUCACCUCCCUGGCCUCCUGGGUCCGACAGAUGUCGCUCUUCCGACACGAGCGCGAGUCUGGUGCCUACGGCGCCGCGGCCCACCUCGCCACCUCCUUCCUCGCCGACGCCCUCGUCUGCCGCGUUCUUCCCCCGGUCCUCCUGGCGGCGACCGUGCGCCCCCUCGCCGGCCUGCGCUACGGCAGCCUGCCGGACCUCUGCGUCGGGCUGGUCGUGUUCAACGUCGCGGUGGCGGCGGUGCUGGCGGCGUGCGGAGCGGGAGCGAGGUCGCCGCAGGAGGCCCUGGCGAUGGGGUGCCUGUUCGUGCUGUUCUCGGCGCUGCUGUCGGGGUUCCUGGUGGCGAGGGAUGAUCUGCCCGGGGUCUGGGGGGGGCUGCUGUGGGCCUCGCCCAUCGCCCACGGCGAGUACGGCGCACUGUUCACGCUGACGACCGUCAUCAGCGGAGUGACGGCGUCUGUAGGCCCUCUUUCCGGCGACAACAUCCUCAGCUGCUUCGGGUUUGAGAACGGGCGGUUCUCCUUGGACAUGGGGUUGCUGGUCGCCAUCGGGGGCGCGGGGCUGCUGUUGGCCUACGCCUUACUGAAGCGCGCGUGAGGGAGUAGUAGUGAGAAUUUCGCCGCAUUUGUGUGGCUGGCCGGCUCGCUCGCUGGCCAACGUGUUCUUUCUCGGCCGAGAGGGAGCUUUUUUUUUUUUCGUUCUUGUGAUGAUGGCAUGGACAUGUUUGAAGAUUUAUUUGGGUAGGAAACCAGUUCACAGCUUUGCGCGUCGUCGGCCUUGUUGGCAUCCGGGCCGUGUGCAUCCGUGUGCCUGCCCAUAGAGCGUGCGCGACAUUGUUGUCUGAAGUCGCGACGCCGGCGGAUCUGGCGUGUGUGGGGGGGGGGGUAUGUCCAGAUGUCUUGUAUGCUUUGUAUGCGUAAGAAAAACAGGAUACAUGUAGUUUCCCCUGUUGUGUCUCCUGUUGUGUCUCGGAAAUUUUGCAGGAUAGAGGAAUCAGCGAUGAAGUACAGUGGUUAUUACCUUACUUUGUAUUGUUAAGUUGUGUUGUUCGCGAGAUGUAUGAAGUAGUGCGGGCUCACAGUUUCGAUAUUUGUUUUUCGAAUGCCGUUCGUCAGCCAAUUAGCGCGCACACAACGACGUUGUACUGCUGUAGCGGAUUGGAGUUUUUUAGAGCACGAUUGGUUGUUAAUUGUUCAUUGUCAGUCUUGUAUUUGUAUCCCUCUCCUCUUGAGAUGCGAGAAGCUUUCCCGCGUUUCUUCUCUCAACUUACGCCGAGGGAGCAAGCAUUGCGCCACAGCGUUCAGUCCUCGUGUUAACGCGUUGUUGGCUCGGCAUUUUGAGACUACUAUAUGCUAUCCAACUGUGAUCUAGUUGGCUCUUUCUCUUCUAGUCUAGUCCAAGGGAGGUAAGAAAAUAUUUUUAUAGUUUUGUCCAGGGUGGCCGAUUUUUCGUACUGAGUCAAACGCUACGAGUUGGCUUGCUAGGCGGUCGGUUGGAUUGUGUCAUGGCAUGGCAAUGUAGGUUUUGUGUUAAGCGCCAAGUGGAUUUCGCCCUGGGGACGUGUUUGGGGGGUACAUCAGUAUUAUCGUAAGGUUUGUGUAUGUACGAUGAGCUUAUUAACGUUUCCAGUGCAGAAGGUAGAAUAUUUGUAGGAAUUUCCCUGGAAGUGAAUCGAUGUCAUGAUGAAGAAGAAACCGUUGCACGCGUGUUCGUCUAGUGCGUGUAAAUUACUCAUGAAAACGCUCGGGAUUCACUCCGUAGCGCAGGUUUAUCGAAUCGCAGAGGUGUAGGUGAAAAAACGCAAAACGUGGGACUACUAGGGUAUAUGCGGCUUAUUUUUAUUGUUGACUUGACUUUUCUUUCUCAGGCCUCACGCAAGGCACGGGGACCUUAGCGUUCUGCUGUUGGCAGAUUACGGGUCCCUCUACAAGGGGGUACAACAGUGCUGGCCCCGGUGUAGCGAUACCAAGUGUCAGGAGGGAGAGUGAUGGUCGCUAUUCAGAGCACGUCGCAGUUGUCGGCGUAGCGGCUAGCACUCUCUCUUAGUCGGGCUGCCAUGCGAUUUCGUGGUCGCUAUUCGGGGCAUGUCGCCGAACCGGGCCCACAAUGGUACAGCAGCAGCAUGUCUUCCAUCUUUCUUGUGAAAGAAAAGACUUAGCGACAAGACUUGUGCGGAUGUUCCCACAGGGACACGUUGUUUUCCUGUAGGUGGGCGCGCGUGGUCUGCGUGGCUGCCGUGCCAGCGUCGGACACAUGUAGAUACAUAUAUAUUUUUUCUUGUUUGGUUACGACCUGGAUAGAUAAUACAUUUGCACGUCUGUCCUUUGCUAUUUUGUUGCCCAGCACCAUGCCGCAAGCAAGGUGUGCAGAACUCCCACGAUCGUCUUACCGUUCAUUUUGAUUCAGAUUUCUUCG
Molecule: messenger RNA, 7767 nt
Organism: Ectocarpus siliculosus
Lineage: Eukaryota; Phaeophyceae; Ectocarpales; Ectocarpaceae
Source: the annotation of a GenBank genome assembly